CACGUAUGGAGUUCAAGUCCUGCGUCUGGUGCGCAGCUCCAUGUCCUGAAACCGGUUCCUACAAUAUUUCAGAGCAUCAGGCUCUACCUCUGCCUCUGUGGGGACAUAAAACAUGCGAAACACAAGUCGGAGUGUUUCGAAAACUCCUAACAGUGAACCUCCUCUCCGUGUCCAGGUUGUUUCUCCGCUGAGCGCGCACUCCUCCUCCUCCACCUCCUCCGGGCAUCCGCGAACAUGUCUGCGAGUCUGCCCCCCUCUAAAGCCCUCUACAUCGGGAUGGAGGUGGUGAUCGCCGUGUCGUCGGUCAUCGGGAACGUGAUGGUGGUCCUGGCUGUGCGUAUGAACCGGUCUCUGAGAGAUACCACGUUUUGUUUCAUCGUCUCCCUGGCCUUGGCUGACAUUGCGGUCGGGGCUCUGGUCAUCCCGCUCGCCAUAACCAUCAGCAUCGGACUCAAGACUCACUUUUACAGUUGUUUGCUGGUUGCCUGCACGGUACUCGUCCUCACACAAAGUUCAAUCCUGGCGCUGUUGGCCAUCGCCAUUGACCGCUAUCUUCGAGUCAAAAUCCCCAUGAGCUAUAAGCGGGUGGUGACCCCGCGGCGAGCUGGCACGGCUGUAUUAUUGUGUUGGCUGGUUUCCAUUGUGGUGGGCCUCAUGCCCAUGUUGGGCUGGAAUAACCUGAAGCAUCUUCGUAACAACGGCACCAAUAACACUGGAGACCUUUUGGUGACCUGUCAGUUUGAGACGGUCAUCAGCAUGGAUUACAUGGUCUACUUCAACUUCUUUGGCUGGGUGCUGCCUCCUCUGCUCCUCAUGCUCGCCAUCUAUGUAGAGAUUUUCUACAUGAUCCACAAGCAGCUCAACAAGAAGGUGACAGCGAGCCACACAGACCCCAGCCGUUACUACGGCAAGGAACUCAAGCUUGCCAAGUCUCUGGCCCUCGUUCUUUUCCUCUUCGCAGUCAGCUGGCUCCCCCUCCACAUCCUCAACUGCAUCACCCUCUUUUGCCCCGCCUGUGACAAGCCAAUCUUUCUGAUAUACAUUGCCAUCAUCCUCUCCCACGGAAACUCAGCCGUCAACCCCAUCGUGUAUGCAUUCCGUAUCAAGAAAUUCCGCACUGCGUUCCGGAAAAUCUGGAAACUGUACGUGCUUUGUCAGGAUCCAAUCGGCCGACUUCCUCAGAGAGGGAGUCAGGGAGGACAGAGUCAUGAGAGGAGGCUGAGGCAAAACAAUGAUGAUGACGAUGAUGUGUGACCUUUGGAAACAUAUUGGAUUGCCGAUAACUGUUAAGUUUCACUCCACUAGUUAACUGAGUGGAGAAGACUCAGCCUUAUUUGUAUGCUCGAGGGAUUACUGGUCAAAAUGGCCUUAAUGGCUUGAAGAAUGCCCGAGGGGUGAAUGAGAUGAAGGAAUUUCAUUGUGGACUGUCUCAUCUAAUAGAAGAGGAAGAGGGCGGGAAGACAAAUCAGCAUGCUAGACUGACAUCCUGAACUAAACUUUGAUUUAAAAAAUGAUACAGUUGUCAACUGACCGACAAAAUGUUUUUGAUGUCAUAUGGGAUAAGGGGCUUCUCAUCAGGUUCAACACAAACCUGUUGAGCUUGAAUCAAUAAGUAUAAAACUAUAGCACAUGCAGGAAAGUAGUUGUAUAUGCUGUAAAAACCCAUUACGAUUUCACGUGAAUGAUCUCAAAUAGUUAAGUGUUGCAUUAUGUGCUUAAUUCAGUGGCCUAAAGGACAGAACAUGUAACGAAGAGGAACCAAGGCCUUGUGGUGUGUGACUUGAGAAAACCAGUUGUCAGCAAGCAGGAAGUUUGCAAAACCAGCUUGGUUUUAAGAGGUGGACAGGAACACAGGAGGUACUGUAUCUCUGAGUGCAUGGAUGAAGAAUUGCAGGGAGGACUCAGUUGGAGUAAAUGUCAUUAGAGGCAAGCCCUUUAUAUAUAUAUAUGUACAGUAUGAGGUGUUUUCUAGGGGUUGUGAAGAUUACGUUCAUUGUUAAGUUUCUGAGGCCUUUUGUAUAGCGGAAUGACUCAUACUAGCCAAUAUUUGUAGCUUAAACGGCAUCGUAAUGAAAAUUUAAAAGCUGUGAAUAUAUGGACAGUAGUAAAAACCAUCCACCUACCUAUUAGUUACUAAGUCACUGUAGCUUCGUCUGAUUUUUGAAGCCUACCAAGUCUUGUACAUUAAUACCAUUAACUUUUCUGGUUUACAAUGAUUGUAUACAUGUAUCCUCAGCUCCUUCCCACUAAUCACAGGGGUUUACUGUUCCUUUACGUGAUUCCCCCCCCCCCCC
Molecule: messenger RNA, 2294 nt
Organism: Labrus bergylta (ballan wrasse)
Lineage: Eukaryota; Metazoa; Chordata; Actinopteri; Labriformes; Labridae
Product: adenosine receptor A1-like
Biological process (GO): G protein-coupled adenosine receptor signaling pathway
Cellular component (GO): synapse; plasma membrane; dendrite
Molecular function (GO): G protein-coupled adenosine receptor activity
Source: RefSeq, a predicted model, not a curated record